Molecule: messenger RNA, 1959 nt
Organism: Ictalurus furcatus (blue catfish)
Lineage: Eukaryota; Metazoa; Chordata; Actinopteri; Siluriformes; Ictaluridae
Gene: pgbd5
Product: piggyBac transposable element derived 5
Exons: 7
Coding region: 369-1940 (523 amino acids)
Biological process (GO): non-replicative DNA transposition
Cellular component (GO): nucleus
Molecular function (GO): transposase activity
Source: RefSeq, a predicted model, not a curated record
GCGAGACAAUAUUUGACGUUGGCUUCAGAGAAUAAUGCUAUUGGCCAGUAGAGUGAAGGCGAGUCAGGUGAUUCCUGAGGAGGAGAGAGAGAGAGAGAGACGCGCCCUAAGCGGAUGCUUCGGUACACGCUAGUUUUGGGUUGUCCGCUCGCUCGCGGGUCUCAGAGCUGGUUUCAGCACUACAGUCAAUGAGAACAGCUCUCUUUUGCUUUACCUCAGUUCCGUGACAGCCCCAAGAGACGCGUCGAGAUCCGCGCGUGCGUUAACGGGAGUGAGGCAAGUCGUACCGCAUGCUGGAGCUUCGACUCGUCACGGACUCGCUUGCAGACGCCGAAGCUCGCACCACCGUGCGCCGGCUCUGACGCGUGAUGGCGGAGUGCGGGCGGAGGGCGCUGUCGCUGCUCGAGGCGGCCCGCUCGCGCUACGAGAGCCUGCAGAUUUCGGACGACGUGUUCGGCGAGUCGGGAGACGACAGCAGCGAGAACCCGUUUUACAGCACCACUGGAGACUCCAACUCGGACAGCUGUGCGGAGGCGAGCGAGAGAGCGAGCGGUGCAGGGGCCGGCGGCACGCGCGCUCCUCCUCCCGGCUCGGCCUCUGCUGGACAUGCGGAUCUGAAAGAGGGAGAAGAGGAGGACGGAUGGAACGAUGCGUUACAGGACACCGACACCCCCCUCUAUAAAGACACACACGGUCCCACACAGAAAAUCCCGGCCACCGCCACAGCCAUGGAUUUCUUCCAGCUCUUCGUACCUGACAAUGUUAUUCAGAACAUGGUGACUCAGACCAACAUGUAUGCUAAGAAGUACCAGGACCGCUUUGGCAGUGAUGAAGGCUGGACCAACGUGACGCCGGCUGAGAUGAAAGCCUUCCUGGGCUUUGUGAUCUCCACCAGUGUGCACCGCUGUGAAUCCGUCCUGAGCAUCUGGAGUAGCGGCUUCUUCAGCAACCGCAGCAUAGCACUCAAAAUGAGCCAGGCACGCUUCGAGAAGAUCCUUAAGUACUUCCAUAUCGUAGCCUUCCGUUCAAGCCAAGGAGGUAACCAGGGCCUGUACAAGAUCCAGCCCUUCCUGGAUUCCCUGCAGCAGAGCUUCAGCUUUGCCUUCCGGCCCUCACAAACACAGGUUCUGCAUGAGCCCCUGAUCGAUGAGGACCCUGUGUUCAUCACCACAUGCACAGAGAGGGAGUUGCGCAAGAGGAAGAAGAGGAAGUUCAGCCUGUGGGUGCGACAGUGCAGCUCCACUGGCUUCAUCUGUCAGAUUUAUGUACAUCUGAAGGAGGGUUCUGGUUCAGAUGGACUCGAUACACUGAAAAACAAACCGCAGCUCCACAGCCUGGUGGCCAGGCAGCUCUGUCAGAACCUGUCUGGACGUAACGCCAUCAUUUUCACCGGGCCCAGCAUCACCAGUCUCAGCCUGUACCAGGAGUUUGAGAAUCAGGAUAUCUACUGCUGUGGGUUGCUAAGCACCAGGAAGAGUGACUGCACUGGGCUGCCUGCAUCCAUGCUGCGUAACCCUGAAGGCCCUCAGCAGCGUGGCCAGUCCCACAUCAAGAUGAAGGGCAACAUGUCGCUCAUCAGCUGGUUCAACAAGGGCAACUUCCGGUUCCUCUCCAACGCCUACUCACCCAUCAAGCAAGGUGUGAUCAUUAAGAGGAAGAGUGGAGAAAUCCCAUGUCCUCUGGCUGUGGAAGCUUUCGCUGCACACCUCAGUUACAUCUGCAAAUACGAUGACAAGUACAGCAAGUACUUCAUUUUCCAUAAACCCAACAAGACGUGGCAGCAGGUCUUCUGGCUCACCAUCAGUAUCGCCAUCAACAAUGCCUACAUCCUCUACAAGAUGUCCGACGCAUAUCACGUCAAACGCUAUAGCCGUGCCCAGUUCGGCGAGAGGCUCGUCAAAGAGCUACUGGACUUGGACGACUGCUCACCUACAGAGUGAAGUGACCGCAUGCUGUCUA